Molecule: messenger RNA, 2840 nt
Organism: Menidia menidia (Atlantic silverside)
Lineage: Eukaryota; Metazoa; Chordata; Actinopteri; Atheriniformes; Atherinopsidae
Source: the annotation of a GenBank genome assembly
UUAACCGUUGGCAAACGUUACGGUGCCAACAGUGUUUUUCUGGGCGAGCGCACCGACGUUUCAGCCAUUUCUUUCAUUGCUUUGACUCCUUUUGUCAGUGGGGAGUCGCUCCUACGCGUCUCAAAACUUUUGGUGUAAGCAGUCGUCAGGUUUUCCUUAAUUUUUCUCCGUUUUUCGGCUGGCUUUUUCGCCGGCUGCGUCUCGUCGGGAUGGACCCAGCAAGCCGAUACCAAGUGUUUCACAACGAGGACGACUCCUCGGAGGCCGCCGGCAGCGAGGAGCAGCCGAGCACCUCUGCUGCCGCCCAGGCCGCAGCCUUCAGGCCGGACCAGAACCAGGCCCAGGCCAGCCAGGCCCCGGCACCAGGGGAGGCGUCAGGCUCGGGGGCCGGGGGGGAGUCGGAGGCCCCGCCCCCUCCCUACGCCUCCAUCGACCUGGGGGGCGCCGCCGCCGCCGCUCCUGAGACCAGUUUCCAAGGCGACUUUCCAGUGCCUCCACCCUACAGCGUCGCCACCUCGCUCCCCACGUAUGACGAGGCCGAGAAGGCCAAGGCCGCCGCCAUGGCUGUCUCCGGGGUGGAGGUGCUGCCCCGGGACGAUGACUUCCCUCCCAGAGAUGAUUUCAGUGACGCCGACCAGCUCCGAGUUGGGAAUGAUGGAAUCUUCAUGUUGGCCUUCUUCAUGGCCUUCCUGUUCAACUGGAUCGGCUUCUGUCUGUCCUUCUGUCUGACCAACACCAUCGCCGGGCGCUAUGGAGCCAUCUGCGGCUUCGGCCUCUCCCUCAUCAAAUGGAUUCUCAUCGUCAGGUUCUCUGACUACUUCACCGGCUACUUCAACGGCCAGUACUGGCUGUGGUGGAUCUUCCUGUUGCUCGGUGAGCCUUCUGCUGUUCUUCAGGGGCUUCGUGAACUACCUGAAAGUCCGCAACAUGUCCGAGAACAUGGCCUCCUCCCACAGAACACGCCUCUUCUUCCUCUACUAAAGGUUCCCAGGCCAUCGGCGUUCCUUUCCAAUGUGAAUUUCCUUCCCUCUCCCUCGAAUGACCUGGCUGAGGAGCCCUGACAGUGAAGAGAGGAGACGGGGAAGGAAUAAAGGAAAGAAGUGAGGAGAAAGUGUCCACAGUGUCAUAAAUUACAAAGCACCACUCGUUCUGAAGCCAAAACCCUCCCCAGUUCCUGCCCGCUGUCCAUUUUCCUUUGAUUCACAGCCAGUGGUCGCCGGGCCCAGAGGAAGGGCUGAUUCACCCCAAAAGCACAACCAAACCAAACCAAACCGUAGAGAACCCAUUUGAGUGAGUUUGGGUUUUACUGGGCCUGAGUAAACGGUAGCAGCCUCAGGCUCCAUAAGAGACCUCAGAUUCCCCUAAACAUGGUACUUUACCCACUCAGAGCCCGUCGUGUUCAGCCGUUCCUACAGCCGGCAGACAGAACCAGUCUGAUGCAGCUCAGGUUAAAUCUCAGCCCCCGACCUAACGCAGCCAUCAGCCCGGCUCUGUCCGCCCGCCUGACGGCACGGAAACCGGUUUCUCUUAAAGAAACAUCAACUGAAACGGAGAGAAAAGGUCAGAGGUUCCACAUGUUUGCUGGCUCUGCUCUUCCUUCAGAUCUUUGUCCUUUUUAAACUUCCUUUCACUGCUUGAAUCAAAGAAAAAAACAAAAAGCGGCAUUGACCAAGUCCAUUUAAACUUCUGCUAACUCCCAAAUAGCCAGGCCGCCCCCAUGAGGGGAUCUGAGGAGGGAGUCCACAAACAGGACGAAUGUGCAGUGGUGAACAAGGACAACAAGUCUUAUGCAAUUGACUUAUCUGUAACAGCAGUUACUGUGGAUCAAAGGUCUGUGAUUAUGAAAUGGAAGUGGAUCCCACGGACUGAGGUCCAGUCAUGGCGCGGUGGGUUUAGAGUGGAUCGGCUGUUUAGAGAAAAAACCCUCCUACAUUAUUUUAACCUGGCAGGAGGGAAAAACAAAAGUAAAAGAUGACACCUUCCGCAUGUUGUGCAUGACUCCACCAGCCCAGCCCACGGCUCUCUCUGGGAUUCCAGCUUUUCUUUCUCCCCUUUUCCCCUGACUGUCUAACGACAUGGCUCCUUAUUAUGAUGAUUAUUGGUUUUAUUAGGAGAACAUCUGUUUUGGUGUUGCGGUUUCUGGUGAGCGUGAAGGCGAUGAAGUCGGGAUUCUGUCCAGAGUGAAUGGAGCCUGAGAAGUCCACAAACUAGUUGAAUAAAGGCAGAGGCCGGGUGGACAAAGAAAGACGGGAAAAAAGAAAAAGAACUCUGAUUCAUUAGAAAAUUAAAUGUAUAUACAAGCUUAUGCCAAUUGAUGAUAUUUGCACUUUGAAGAACUUGUGUACAGUUUGAUUUGUGAAUCUUCUGAACUUGAUGUGGGGGUAGAAAAAGAUAAGUUGUCUUAGCCAUCAAAGUUGUUUUGAACUGGAAUUCUUAAUCAUCCCAAAUGGAUAAUCUGCCUUUUGCACUUUUGUUUCUCAAAAUAAUAAUGUUGUUCGUGUGUUCUGUUUGAUUGCUUUUAACCUAAACUGUGACAGCUUGAGUGUUGCCAAACCCUUUUUUAAAAACCUCCAAAACCCAUCUCAGCAAUAUCAAGUCAGUUCCAGCUCCGCUGCAUGAUUUAGCCCCCCCCCCUGCGGGGAAAUGUUAGGAUGAAGCUACUACAAAUACAUCUUGGUCUUUGUGUAUAAGUGAGCAGGGAAAAUGGAGACGACAGCUAAACCUUUCGUUUUUAUCCUUCUCAGAACAUUUAAAACAGCUGGUAUGCAUUUUAUUGUAACUGGAAUUAAAAUGACAAAUCUUUCAAAUAUGCCAAUAAAGUUCAAAAGCCUUCCACAGAC